Athene cunicularia (burrowing owl) is the source of this 4112-nucleotide messenger RNA. It is a transcript of the gene BRINP2, whose product is annotated as BMP/retinoic acid inducible neural specific 2. Lineage: Eukaryota; Metazoa; Chordata; Aves; Strigiformes; Strigidae. Gene Ontology annotation, biological process: negative regulation of mitotic cell cycle; positive regulation of neuron differentiation. The record is from RefSeq and is a predicted model, not a curated record. The transcript has 7 exons. The coding region runs from base 1063 to 3429 and encodes 788 amino acids.
AAUAGAAGAGAGGGAGGAAAAAAAUAAUAAUACAUGUUACAACACAUUCAUCUGGCAAAUCCCUGUUUGGGAGUACGUGGAGCUGGUGUGUGCUCUGCAGGGGCAAGCAUUUGGGCUCCAGGCCUCCACCAGCCACCCUCCUGGAAUAAAAAUCGCCUCCCCUGAAAGCAUUGCAGAGAUGGGAUCCCUAUUUUUAGGCAAACAGCGGACACCUCACCUUGUCCUGGCUCUGCCAGACCUUGCAGCUCCCCUUCACUUGCAAAUUCAGGCUCUGGCCCCGGGGCUGCUGCUCCCAGCAAAGCUCCAUCUUCACUUCCGCAGGUACUGCCUCACUGGGCUAUGAAAGCAGAACGGUCUUGGCUUGAGAUAAACACCAAUUGCAUUCAAAACACCACCACAAUCAUCCCAGCCAGCCUUGGGGUGGACCUCCAUCCAUCCAUCUGCCCAUCCAUCAUCUCAGCUACUGUCAGGAUGCAAAGUCAAGUCUAAUGUUACCCAUACACAGCUCAACCCAUAUUUAGAGAAGCUAUUUUUUUCCAGUUCCCUAUGCCUAUUAUUUUUUAGCCCCCCUAAAAUAAGCUGCACAUGCUUAUGAUGGCAUCCCCAAAGUGCAGGGUGCAGAGGCAGGCCACUGUCCCCACCGCAUGGGCACCCCGUAGCAGCAAGCUUGGCUCACCGGGCCAAUGCACUGCAGAGAAAAACAUACAGAAAAAGCCAGAAAUUUCUCAAACAGGCACUAGCUGGUUUUUAUUUCAUUUCAGCAGCAGCUAGCACUCCUGACCCCACAAACUUUCCUGUGGCACAACCGGUCCAUGCCCGGUGUGUGGCUCUCCCCAGAGCACAGCUUUCCCUUCAGCAGCAUCCCCAAAGCAAACCCCACUUUCCCUUAGCUCGUGGUUACACCUGGUUCAUAUCCUUGUCGACCUGAUGCCCUCUGGAACCUCAUCCUGUGCCACCAGCCUCACAGGCUCCCCACUUUGCGCGGUGCCAUUGCAGGGCAGGACUGUCCCGGAGGAUUGCCGCGAGGCGAGAGAAUGAAGAAGCCAGUCGGGGGGCAGCAGGAUGGGGCGGCAGGACCUCCCGCGCGCUGAUGGGCCCCCGCUGAUGCUCCCAUGGCCACUGGCCCUUCUGGCCUUGAGCACGUGCUGCCGCUGGGGGGUGACCGGUGUGGCGGGCAGCACAGUGCCCCAGCAGCAUGCUGCCCCCGCAACGCCUUCCUCCUCAUCAUCAUCCUCCUCUUCCUCUGGCCGGGCACCCCUCGACUGGCUCCUCACCGACCGCGGACCCUUUUACCGAGCCCAGGAGUACGUGGACUUCAUGGAGCGCUACCGGCAAGGUUUCACCACCAGGUACAGGAUCUACAGAGAGUUUGCUCGUUGGAAGGUGAAUAAUUUGGCCCUGGAGAGGAGAGACUUCUUUGGCCUGCCACUUCCCUUGGCCCCUGAAUUCAUCCGCAACAUCCGCCUGCUGGGACGCCGACCCAGUCCCCAGCAGAUCACCGACAGCCUCAUCAAAAAGUAUGGGACCCACUUCUUGCUCGCCGCCACACUGGGAGGAGAGGAGUCCCUGACCAUAUUUGUGGACAAGCGCAAGCUGAACCGGAGAGCAGAACCCACCGGGGGAGCCGGGAACAGCUCGGGGGUCUCACUGGAGACCUUGCACCAGCUGGCAGCCUCCUACUUCAUCGACCGGGAGAGCACGCUGCGCCGCCUCCACCACAUCCAGAUCGCCACGGCUGCCAUCAAGGUGACCGAAACACGGACGGGGCCGCUUGGCUGCAGCAACUAUGACAACCUGGAUUCAGUGAGCUCCGUCCUGGUGCAGAGCCCCGAGAACAAAGUGCAGCUCCAAGGGCUGCAGACGGUGCUCCCCUCCUACCUGCGGGAAAGGUUCGUGGCAGCUGCCCUCAGCUACAUCGCCUGCAGCUCGGCGGGGGAGCUGGUGUGCCACCGGAGCGACUGCCACUGCCAGUGCCAGCCCACCUUCCCCCGCUGCAACUGCCCUGAGGCUGACGUCCAGGCACUGGAGAACAGCCUGACCCAGCUCCAGCGAGCCUGGGAGAGCCACCACGCCCAGUUUGAGGAGUCAGAGGAGUUUCAGGCCCUGGUGAAGAGGCUCCCUGGGGACCGUUUCCUGAACAGGACAGUCAUCUCCCACUUCUGGGCCAUGGAUCUGGACGUCCAGCAUCGCUACCAGCAGCUGGGCACCAGCUUGAAGCUGCUCUCCAGGAAAACACACCGACUCAUCCGGCGGCUCUUCAACCUCAGCAAACGCUGCCACCAGCAACCUCGCUUCAAACUGCCAAAGGAGAGGUCCCUCCCUUACUGGUGGAGCCGCGCACAGUCACUCCUGUACUGCAGCGAGACCACUGUGCCUGGGACCUUCCUGGAGGAAAGCCACAGCUGCACGUGUCCCCCUGACCAGCCCUCCUGCCAGGGCUCCAUACCGUGUGCCUUGGGUGAGGGGCCAGCCUGCGCCAGCUGUGCCGAGGACAACAGCACCCGCUGUGGGACCUGCAACCACGGCUACGUGCUCGCCCAGGGCUUCUGCCGCCCUGAGGUGGCUGACUCGCUGGAGCACUAUCUGGGGCUAGAGACAGACCUGCAGGACUUGGAGCUCAAAUACCUUCUGCAGAAACGGGACAGCCGCAUUGAGGUUCACUCCAUCUUCAUCAGCAAUGACAUGCGCCUGGGAAGCUGGUUUGACCCCUCCUGGAGGAAGCGCAUGCUCUUGACCCUGAAGAGCAACAAGUACAAGCCUGGGCUGGUUCAUGUGAUGUUGGCCCUCUCCCUGCAGAUUUGCCUCACCAAGAACAGCACACUGGAGCCUGUCAUGGCCAUUUACGUCAACCCCUUUGGGGGAAGCCACUCGGAGAGCUGGUUCAUGCCCGUCAAUGAGGGCAGCUUCCCAGACUGGGAAAGGACUACUGUAGAUGCCUCUGCCCAGUGUCAAAACUGGACGCUCACCUUGGGCAACAAGUGGAAGACCUUCUUUGAAACGGUACACGUCUACUUGCGGAGCCGCAUCAAAUCUCUGGAUGACAGCUCCAACGAGACGAUCUACUAUGAACCCUUGGAGAUGGCAGAUCCCUCCAAGAACCUGGGGUACAUGAAAAUCAACAGCUUGCAAGUCUUUGGCUACAGCCUGCCCUUUGAACCGGAUGCUAUUCGUGACCUGAUCCUUCAGCUGGACUACCCCUAUACCCAGGGCUCCCAGGACUCAGCCAUGCUCCAGCUGUUGGAGAUCAGGGACAGGGUGAACAGGUUGUCACCCCCUGGCAAAACACGCCUCGACCUCUUCACGUGCUUGCUCCGCCACAGGCUCAAGUUGGCCAACAAUGAGGUGGUGAGGAUCCAAUCCUCCCUGAGGGCCUUCAAUGCCAAGCUGCCCAACACGGUAGAACAGGAGAUGGGCAAGCUGUGCAGCUAACAGCCAGAGCUGCUCCAAUCUCAGAGCGAGGGGACCAGGAGAAAGGACUCCCCGGGGCAGGCGCAAAAAAAAAAAACAACCUAAAAAAUUAAAUCAAGGCCUUACCUUAGUGCCAACUGCGUGCUUCCAUGGUACACCCAGCGACUGGCCAAAGAGAUGCAGGGCUUGAGCAGACGGAGGACACUAUGGAGGAGGGAUGGCUCACGCAGCACAGACUGGCUCUGAGCGUGGGGACGAUGCCAGCACAGCUGCCCUGUCAGUGGCUGGGGGAAUGUGGCCUGGCCAGAGGCAGCUGCUGGCCCUGAUGGAGUAGAUGCCCAACCCGCCAUGAGGAUCCUCCAGCGGCAGUCUCCUCAGCAUCCCAACUUUUGUAGUCUUUUUAAGAGAGGUUUCUACCAGCGCCUUCGCUUUGGCAUCACCUAAGACCCUUCCUGUAUCCAUGCCCUCACACGUGGCAUUGUGGGGGACCACACCACAGGCCCUUGAGACCCAGCAGAUCUCUCCUGGGGCCUCUCCACAAGCAUCUCAUGCCUGCUGUGGUACCGAGGCAUCAUCACCCCUUGCGUGGGAAGGACCUGGCACCCACCCCAUGGAGGCUGCCAUCACAGACAGCAGGGGGAGAUCUCUGGGCUGCAAUUCCUUACAAAAGAAAAAAAAAAAAACUAAAACAAAAGAAAGAAAAA